This is a messenger RNA of Solenopsis invicta (red fire ant), 3513 nucleotides long. It is a transcript of the gene Sec24CD, whose product is annotated as protein transport protein Sec24C. Gene Ontology annotation, molecular function: zinc ion binding; SNARE binding. NCBI's taxonomy places the organism in Eukaryota, Metazoa, Arthropoda, Insecta, Hymenoptera, Formicidae. The record is from RefSeq and is a predicted model, not a curated record. Gene Ontology annotation, biological process: intracellular protein transport; endoplasmic reticulum to Golgi vesicle-mediated transport; COPII-coated vesicle cargo loading. The transcript is spliced from 14 exons. Gene Ontology annotation, cellular component: COPII vesicle coat; endoplasmic reticulum exit site. The coding region runs from base 1 to 3096 and encodes 1031 amino acids.
AUGCAGCAUAUUCAAGAAGUAGGAAGGCAGCAUCCAUACGCUGCACCUGUGCCUCCAAUAAACAAUCAGCAGAACUUUCUAAAGCCUCCAAUUGCAGGAGAACAAAAUCUGUCAAAUUCACAGAUGCAUUCUCACUUACUAUCAGCACCACCUGCAGAUCACUCUCAAAUAAUGAGUCCUCCAAUGAUGGGUGCUUCUGGCUCUCAAAUAUCUUCAUGUUUACCUACAGGUCCUCAUGGACAUGGGCAAACUUCUGCAGGUUAUCAAACUCAUGGGACUAAUCUCCCAAAUGCUAACCUACUCCAACCUGGAAUGACACCAUAUAAUCCUACACCACCAUUAUCAUCGCAAGUUGUAGCAAGCCCAACAAAUCCAGAUUCGUUGCAGUUUGCUCCUCCUCUUUCAACAACAGGACAAUCUACAACAAGUCCUUCGGGACCAGGUUUUCCUCAAGCUCGACAAAAGCAAUAUUUACAAAAUGCUCCAAUGCCACCAAUGCCAGGUCAAACUGUAGCAGGACCAAGCUUACUGCAGCCUGGACAAAGACAAUAUGGCUCUACUAUGCCUCCAUUAUCAGGGCAAACCUUAUCCAGUCCAUUAGGAAUGAAUCGUGCAUCACCUAGUGUCACUCCAGGCUAUCAGCAACCUGCAUACCAACAACCAGGAUAUCAUAAUCAGAUGGAUAUGUAUAAUAAUCAAAGAAACCCAUAUCAAAGUGCACCUAAUACUACAGGAUAUCAAUCAGGAUUGCAGCCUCAACAAGCUCGACGGCUUGACCCAGAACAAAUGCCGAGUCCAAUUCAAGUAAUGCUAGAUGAUCAAAAUAUGAAAGGUGGAAUAUUUGUAACAAAUCAGAAAGGUCUGGUGCCACCUUUGGUGACGACAAACUUUGUAACUCAGGAUCAAGGAAAUGCUUCACCUCGCUACAUCAGAUCUACUAUGUAUACUGUUCCCACUACUACUGAUAUUAUAAAGCAGACUAAUAUUCCUUUUGGACUUGUGAUAAGUCCAAUGGCUCGUAUUGUUCAAGGAGAAUGUGAACCACCAAUUGUAGACAUGGGUGAGAUUGGACCAGUACGUUGUGUGCGUUGUAAAGCAUACAUGUGUCCAUUUAUGCAAUUUAUCGAUGCUGGCCGACGAUUUCAGUGCAUGUUUUGUAAAGCAACGACAGAAGUUCCAAAUGAGUAUUUCCAACAUUUGGACCAUACAGGUCAACGUUUAGAUCGUUAUGAGAGACCUGAAUUAAUGUUGGGUACAUUCGAAUAUAUAGCUACAAAAGAUUACUGCAGGGACAACGUUUUUCCGAAAUCACCAGCCAUUGUGUUCAUAAUUGACGUAUCAUACAAUACAGUCAAAUCUGGAUUAGUGAACUUAUUAUGUACAAAAAUGAAAUCCAUAAUAAAGAAUUUACCUAUUGAUGCUGGACAAACAAAAAGCAACAUGAAAGUUGGCUUUAUAACGUAUAAUAACACUGUGCAUUUCUAUAACAUCAAUUCUUGUCUUGCUCAACCGCAAAUGAUGGUUGUUGGAGAUAUUCAAGAUGUAUUUAUGCCGCUUUUGGAUGGAUUUCUAUGCAACGUCGAAGAGAGCGAAGCAGUUAUUGACAGUCUUAUGAUACAAAUUCCUCAAAUGUUUGCAGACACUCGAGAAACAGAAACGAUUCUUGCUCCUGCCAUACAAGCUGGAUUAGAAGCAUUAAAGGCAUCUGAACGUUCUGGCAAAUUAUUAAUAUUCCAUUCAUCUUUACCAAUUGCUGAAGCGCCUGGAAAAUUGAAAAAUCGUGAUGAUCGUAAAGUGCUUGGAACAGAUAAAGAAAAAACGGUAUUAAUUCCACAGAACAACGUCUAUAAUAAUUUGGGUCAAGAAUGUGUCGGUGCAGGUUGCAGUGUAGAUUUAUUUAUUUUUAAUAAUUCGUAUGUAGAUAUAGCAACAAUUGGUCAAGUUUGUCGUCUCACUGGAGGAGAGAUUUACAAGUACACUUAUUUUCAGGCUGAUAUUGAUGGGGAAAGAUUAAUUUUAGAUGUAAUUAAUAAUAUUAGUAGACCAAUUGCUUUCGAUGCUGUUAUGCGAGUACGUACAUCUACAGGUGUUAGAGCAACUGAUUUUUAUGGACAUUACUUUAUGUCUAACACAACUGAUAUGGAACUAGCCAGUAUAGACUGCGAUAAGGCUAUUGGAAUAGAAAUUAAACAUGACGACAAACUGACAGAUGAUGAAGGUGUAUAUAUUCAAGUAGCUUUAUUGUAUACUUCCUGCGGUGGCACUAGAAGAUUGAGGAUCAUAAACCUGAGUUUAAAAACUUCAUCACAAAUGGUCGAAUUAUAUCGCACGUGCGAUUUGGAUGCCAUUAUAAAUUUCUUUUUUAAGCAAAAUGUUUUUAAACUAUUGGAAUCUACUCCAAAAACGGUGAAAGAUAAUUUGAUCGCGCGAUGCGCCAACAUGCUAGCCAUAUAUCGAAAACACUGUGCAACACCAUCCAGUGCUGGGCAAUUAAUAUUACCAGAAUGCAUGAAAUUACUUCCACUUUAUAUAAAUUGUUUAUUGAAAAGCGAUGCAUUAACAGGAGGAGCUGAUAUGACUAUUGACGAUAGAUCUUAUGUAAUGCAAGCAGUUGCAACAAUGCCUAUUUUUAUAUCCAUUGCAUAUACUUAUCCUCGAUUAUUUCCUUUACAUGACGUUGAUCCUCAAGAUACAGAACUGCCUCCAAUGUUACGUUGCUCGAUCGAUAAAUUUAAAGAUGAUGGCGCCUAUUUACUUGAGAAUACCAUCCAUAUGUUUUUAUGGCUUGGUACGGCACUUUCUUCCCAAUGGGUGCAGAGUGUCUUUGGUGUAUCUUCUCUGGUCCAAGUUGAUACAGAUCGCGCCGCUCUGCCAAUGUUGGACACACCUUUAAAUAAUAGAAUCAGGAAUAUUAUUAAUCGGAUACGCGCUGAAAGACAUCGCUGUGUUAAAUUAACAAUAGUGAAACAACGUGAAAAAUUGGAAUUGGUGUUGCGUCAUUUCUUGGUUGAGGAUAGAGGAAACGAUGGAAGUCCUAGCUAUGUCGAUUUCUUAUGUCAUAUGCACAAAGAAAUAAGAACACUUCUUAGUCAAUAAAUAACUUUAAGCUACUAGCUAGCUCGUGUACUCAAACUCUGGCUCUUUCGCAUCUGAUGAUUUGUUAUCUCGUUGCCUAAAGCAAUUCAACAAGCUUUGUACUUGAUCAUUGUAUUUUUAUGCGUCCAAAUAUGUAUUAAACGUUAUACAGACACACAUACACAUACAUAGAAUAGUCCACUUAUGUAUCUUAAAUAGUUUUAUUAUUUUGAAUAAUAGAAAAAACUAAAGUUACAAGGUUUUGUGGUUUUGAGGAACGCGUAAUGUAGGGGCGAUAUUUUCGUUGUACCUCGAGAUAAAAGCUUUCAAGAUUAACUCGAUUUUUUUUUUAAAGAAACCAAAUUUUUUUUUAUUAUAUAGUUUCUUUAAUCUUUCUGUAUAUAAAAGUAUUAAGAUAAUAAAACUCAUAAAAGUCAA